This is a messenger RNA of Lodderomyces orthopsilosis Co 90-125, 1863 nucleotides long. It is a transcript of the gene CNT, whose product is annotated as Cntp. The transcript has a single exon. Gene Ontology annotation, molecular function: symporter activity; nucleoside transmembrane transporter activity. Gene Ontology annotation, biological process: nucleoside transmembrane transport. The record is from RefSeq and is a predicted model, not a curated record. The coding region runs from base 1 to 1863 and encodes 620 amino acids. NCBI's taxonomy places the organism in Eukaryota, Fungi, Ascomycota, Pichiomycetes, Serinales, Debaryomycetaceae. Gene Ontology annotation, cellular component: membrane.
AUGUCCAAUCCAUAUGAUAAUUCAGCCAUCCACCCAACUCAUUCAAUAGUUGAAGUACCUUCAAAUGAUCCAACAAGAAUAUCAAAUACUCAAUCUUCAUUCGAUUUAGAGAAGAAUGAUAAGGCGGAAAAAUUCCUUACUGAAGAAAAUACAACCACUGAUGAAUUAUCAAAAGAAUUAAGUGACUACGAAAAUAACCAACUUGAAGCAAGCACAUCAAAACAGAAAACACACUUAACAAAUUGGCAGAAAUUUAAAUUGAAAUUCCCUUGGUACAAAAUCGCAUUCCAAGUAUUUUUAGGUUGCUUUUUCACAUCGUGGUGGUUAUCCAUCGUUAUCCAACCAAGACAUCGCCAUCAAUGGUUAAUACCCACUGUAUUAUGGGGAAUGAUUAUGGUUCGAUUAAUUACUUGGCAUUGUAGAAUUUUGCCUUGGUGUUUAAAACAUGUUAAAUACGUUUGGGAUUAUUGUUGUGAUAUUAUAUAUACAAAGUUAUUCCCACAACGGUAUCAACGAUUAUUAGCCGGUGCAACAAUUGUUAUUGCUGUGGUCUUGUUGGGUACUUUUAUCCCCACGGAGACUGAUUUUUCAAAGAGACCUGAUCGUGCAAUUUCAUUUUUUGGUUGCCUUGUUGCUAUAUUUGGGUUAUUUAUUACUUCAAAAAACCCAACCAAGAUUCAAUGGAAUACAGUAAUUGGUGGGUUUUUGAUGCAAUAUAUCGUGGCAUUAUUUGUAUUGAGAACAAAAUGUGGGUUUGAUGUGUUUAAUUUCAUUUCAACAUUAGCUAGAGAAUUAUUGGGAUUUGCAAAAGAUGGGGUUGCAUUUUUAACUAAUGAAGACAUUGCCAAUAAACAAUGGUUUUUUUUCACAGUGUUACCAUCAGUUGCAUUCUUUGUCGCAUUUGUUCAUAUUUGGUAUUACUUUGGUGUUAUUCAAUGGGGGAUUAGAAAAUUUGCAUUCUUCUUUUUCUGGUCAUUACGAGUAUCGGGGGCAGAAGCGAUGACAGCUGCUGCUUCUCCGUUUAUUGGAAUUGGUGAAUCAGCAAUCUUGAUUAAAGAUCUUAUGCCAUAUUUAACCAAAGCUGAAUUACAUCAAGUUAUGACUUCAGGAUUUUCAACCAUUUCCGGUGCUGUAUUAGUGGGAUAUAUCGGAUUGGGUUUAAACCCGCAAGCAUUAGUCAGUUCUUGUGUGAUGUCAAUUCCUGCGUCUUUAGCAGUGUCUAAAUUGAGAUACCCUGAAACUGAUGUACCGGUAUCCAAUGGUAAAGUAAUGAUCACCACUGACAAAAAUAUUGAUGGUGAAGAAGAUAUGGAUAAACCUCAAAAUGUAUUACAAGCAUUUUCCAAUGGUGCAACUUUAGGAUUGAGAAUCGCCGGAACUAUGUUGAUUCAAUGUAUGUGUAUUAUUGCCCUUGUUGCAUUAUGUAACGGGAUUCUAACUUGGUUUGGUAAUUAUUGGAAUAUUCAUGAAUUAUCAUUAGAACUCAUGUUGUCGUAUUUGUUUUACCCCAUUGGUUUCCUUCUAGGUACACCAAGAAAUGAAAUUUUGCUAGUUACGAAGUUGAUUGCUUACAAAUUUGUUCAAAAUGAAUACGUUGCUUACAACUUGUUGAUUAACCAAGCACCAUACAAUCAAUUAUCACCAAGAGGUACAUUGAUUGCAACUUAUGCAUGUUGUGGAUUUGCCAAUUUGGGAAGUUUGGGAAUUACAUUGGGGGUAUUAAACACUUUAACUAAUAAUUCAAGAGCUAAGGAUAUUUCUCAGAGUAUUAUGUCGGCGUUGUUUUGUGGUGGUAUUGCUACUCUUACUUCAGCAGCAAUAUCAGGAAUGGUUUUACAUGAUUUGAAGAAUUUUAUAAAUUGA